Molecule: messenger RNA, 942 nt
Organism: Toxotes jaculatrix (banded archerfish)
Lineage: Eukaryota; Metazoa; Chordata; Actinopteri; Toxotidae
Product: olfactory receptor 52B2-like
Exons: 1
Coding region: 1-942 (313 amino acids)
Biological process (GO): G protein-coupled receptor signaling pathway
Cellular component (GO): membrane
Molecular function (GO): olfactory receptor activity; G protein-coupled receptor activity
Source: RefSeq, a predicted model, not a curated record
AUGGAUACAAAUGAAUCUUAUGAGAUAAUGCUAAAACUUGAAACACUGGGUUUAUCUACAACACAUAUUUAUCCUGUGUUUGUAUUUGGAACACUUAUCUAUGUAAUCAUUGUCUUUUGCAAUUUGUUGGUACUGACAACUAUUGCUGUGAGUAAAAACCUACACAAGCCCAUGUUUAUCCUGCUCCUCAACCUGCCCAUUAGUGACACGGUGGGUGCUACAGCUUUUUUCCCUCACUUUGUUUCCAGCAUUGUGACACAGAACAGACUGAUUUCCCAUCCUGCAUGUAUAACUCAGGCGUUUCUGAUUCAUUUUUAUGGUGCAGGGAACCUGCUGAUCUUGAGUGCCAUGGCAUAUGACAGAUACAUUGCAAUAUGUUGUCCUUUGAGGUAUAAUGCUAUCAUAACUCCACAAACUUUAAUCAAAAUGAUUAUUUCAAUAUGGCUCAUAAGUUUCUCAAUCAUGGUCACGCUGAUUUUGUUGCUUGCACGGUUUAAAAUUUGCAGGAUGAAUAUAGUGGAUUUGUACUGUAACAAUCCAUCAUUACUGAAACUGGUCUGUGAGGACACCAGAGUCAACAACUACUAUGGAAUGGCUGGUAUAGUCUUACUUCAAGGUGGACCACUGUUAAUAAUAAUAUACACAUAUGCACAGAUUUUGCGAACAUGUGUGAUGACUAAUCAGUCAGAUGCCCGGAGGAAAGCUAUUCAGACAUGUGGUACACAUUUAGUUGUUUUCUUAAUCUUACAAAUUAAUACUGUGGCGACUCUCAUUGCUCAUCGGAUUAAGAGUGCAUCCCCGUUCAUGAGAAGGGCUCUUGGUGUGUCAGUUGUAGUAUUUCCCCCGUUUUUGGACCCAAUUAUAUACGGACUAAAUUCCACAGAACUGAAGCAGAGUAUUAAGAUGUUUCUAAAAAGAAGUUUUUGUUCAACCAAGUUGUAA